Messenger RNA from Drosophila subobscura, 715 nucleotides. RefSeq lists its product as uncharacterized. Lineage: Eukaryota; Metazoa; Arthropoda; Insecta; Diptera; Drosophilidae. The coding region runs from base 73 to 603 and encodes 176 amino acids. The record is from RefSeq and is a predicted model, not a curated record. The transcript has 3 exons.
GUUUGCCUUGAGUCUAAAGUCAGUUUGCUCCUUGAAAAUUCGCAGUAAGAAACGCAACGCUCCGCCAUUAGAAUGCUCUCCAGAAAGGAGCUGGUUGCCAUUAUCCUCAUGCUGGCGGCGCUCCUCUCGGUGCUAAAUGCCGCCUUCUUCGCCAACACUCUGCCCGUUCAUGUCAGUUACGAGCAGCUGCUGCAGCAGGUCGUCUGCGUGGGCACCGCCUACCUCUGCCUCCUGUACGCCCUGAGCACCUGGAUGUACCAUUCGAAUUUCUCCCGCACGCGCCAGCACAUGCGUUGCGCGCUGCUGCUAACGCUGCUGCUGCUGAUUGUGGCCAACCUGGUGGGUGCGAUUGCGCACAUGAAGCUGCUGUCCUUUUCCCAGUUCAAGGAAUCCACCGACAUCAGCGGUCUGUUCUCUCCGUUCGAUGUUGCCUGCAAGUCCGUCAGUCUGGCUCUAUCGAUUCUAACCGUCAUGCUGCUGCUCAUCGUCGUGAUGGCGGUCUUUGUGACGAUCAUUCGAAAGCACAAGAAGAGGAGCCUUCAGGUGCACAAGAGGGCAGCGGCACGCAGGUCCCAGCAGCAGGAACUGAAGCAGAAGCCCUAAGAGUGCAAAUAAAUUUUGGUUUUCAUGCAACGCCCAACAUUUCAUGUCGUUGCAAUGUGGCGCCGCCGUGGCAAUAAUAUAAAUAUUAUACGCAGACUUGAGACACACACAG